GCAACAUGAGCCAGCGUUUGCAAUCCGGGCGACAGGAAGGUCUUCAAGAUAAUACAGUGCUUCCCACGCAUAAUAAACAAGCCCGUAAACGACACCAUGGAUUGUUUCGCAUCGAUACUGCGGGAGAAAGCGGCCGAACUGGUAUUCACCCCGUUCACUUCCUGCGGGUCUGUUUGCGAAGCACGUGUACCUUGUCCAUGCUGGUCAACGUGCUCUGGCCAUUUGUCCCAGCUGCUAUCGCCAUCCAUUUUGCACGGCCAGACUUACAUGUUUGGGUGUUUGCUCUCAAUUAUAUAGCUAUGGUACCCUCCGCUAAUCUACUCGGGUUUGCGGGGGGGGAGCUUGCGAAGAAGCUGCCCAAAGUGUUUGGCGUCCUUCUGGAGACAACGCUAAGCUCUGUGGUGGAAAUUGUUCUCUUCAUGGUUCUGAUUCAUAACGAUAGAAACGGCGACCUCAUCCCAGUCAUUCAGGCUGCGAUUCUGGGUUCCGUGCUGGCAAAUCUCUUACUCUGCUUGGGUCUUUGUUUCUUUUUUGGUGGUAUUACACGGGAGGAGCAGUCAUUUCAUGAAGCCGUGAGUGAAGUAGGAUCCGGGCUGUUACUGGUAGCAGGCUUCGGUCUGUUGAUUCCCAGUGCCUUCUACUCCGCUUUGAGUAGCAGUUCAACACAUACACAGAUUACACCAGCACAACUAAACCAGUCUACCUUGAUCAUCAGUCGAGCCACCGCCGUGAUCCUCCUGGUCGCGUUCCUGAUGUAUCUAUUCUACAAUCUUCACAGUCACCACAGCAUUUUUGACGAAGUCCUCGAGUUCGACGAGCAUCAGGAUGAGGACAGGGAAAAGGAAUUGAAGCGUGCAAAGCUCACUCUAGUCGAAUGCUUCAUCGCUAUUGCGACAUCCCUCGCUUGUGUCUGUAUGUCAGCAGUCUUCUUGGUAGAAGAAAUCGAGCAUAUUGUCGAUAGAGGGGUGUCCGACAAUUUCGUUGGCCUUAUCCUUGUGCCUUUGGUCGAAAAGGCGGCAGAGCAUUUAACUGCAAUUGAUGAAGCUUGGGAUAAUCAGAUCAACUUCGCUCUCUUCCACUGCCUGGGGCCAUCUAUUCAGACGGCUCUGCUGAAUGCGCCUUUGGCAGUGAUCGUUGGGUGGGGUCUAGGGAAAGACUUGGGCCUGAACUUCGAGAUCUUCAUGAUUGUUCUGGUAGUGUUGUCUAUUCUGGUUGUCGGAAAUUUCCUCCGUGACGGUAAAUCAAAUUACCUUGAAGGGGGUCUGUGUGUUUUGGUAUACGUGAUUAUAGCCGUGAGCACAUGGUAUUACCCCCAGAUUGAGCCGCAAGGUGGGUCAGAUGCAUGAUUGGUGUAGCUAUUGAGAGGGCGUUUCGUGUUAUGUCCAUACUGGAGGUGAAGGUCGAUUGCAGCAGAACUUAUUCGACAUCAACUUUGUGCAAGUAAGUUCCUUUACUAGAUGGUAUCUCUUGAGGGAAAGUUUAUUCCUAGGUGUAAUUUUCAGUAACGAUUUCGAAAUCCG
Molecule: messenger RNA, 1520 nt
Organism: Aspergillus brunneoviolaceus CBS 621.78
Lineage: Eukaryota; Fungi; Ascomycota; Eurotiomycetes; Eurotiales; Aspergillaceae
Product: hydrogen/calcium exchanger domain-containing protein
Exons: 4
Coding region: 6-1346 (446 amino acids)
Biological process (GO): intracellular calcium ion homeostasis; calcium ion transmembrane transport
Cellular component (GO): fungal-type vacuole membrane
Molecular function (GO): calcium:proton antiporter activity
Source: RefSeq, a predicted model, not a curated record